Messenger RNA from Zootoca vivipara (common lizard), 6394 nucleotides. The record is from RefSeq and is a predicted model, not a curated record. Lineage: Eukaryota; Metazoa; Chordata; Lepidosauria; Squamata; Lacertidae.
UCCUCUCAGGCACAACAGCCUAUGCGCCAUAUUGUAACCUGUAACUUGAGAAGACAAAGGACGAAGCUAGUCAAAACAUUUGGACAUGGCGUGCGAGAAUGGGAUACAAAGUGUAUGGGAAAAAAUACAAGAGGUGAAGACAGGAGUUAAAGAGCUUGUAAGACUAACAAACCAAUGUAUCGAAACCCUACACCGACCUCUCUUCGUAGACAGCAUUGAGACACAGACUGCAAUCGACGAAAAUAAGAAUUCGGGCUGCUCCGACCCCCUCCCCCCCCCCUCCGCAAUCGCCACGAAAUGCAGCUUUGGGCAGCAAUAAAGAAAACAAGUAGCAAAUAUAUUUGGGGGUAGGAGGGGAAUGAAGCAAAUCUAUUCGGGGGGGGAGCUUCGGGGGGGGGAAGCUUUUUAGUCUUUCAGCUUCUGUCUACCUUUUCACAACUCCUUCACACAGUGAAAUCGGUCAAGUAAAUAAAUAAAAAAGCAAGAGUGCAUUCCCCUUCUUACUCAGCAGAAAGCUGGUUGCAAACCCAUGUGAGUUUUUUUUUUAAGACAAUGAGCAAUUCAAUCUGGCUUACUCAGGUUGAAACGUGUUCUAAUAUUUUCCUGCUAAGACCCCUUGAAUCCCUCCUAAAAGAAUAAAGACACCACAAUGUUGUUCAUAAACAAUAAAAAGAAAGUUUACUCAUGAUCAGGCAGUGCACAGUGUGAUCCUGGAAGGCAGGCUUAAGGCUUAAAGUUACAAGCAUAUACAAACAGGUUUACCCCAUAUGUAGGUUGACCUAGUGACUGCAGUUAGUAGUCCCGGAAGUUUGCAGGAUGAAAGGAAGAUGGAAAAGAGAGAGGCAGCAUGCCUUGUCCUUUUACCAGGUCUGGAAAGAGCAUGCCCACCCACUAGUCACAUGCAAGGAAGGAUGCUCCAGGCCAGGAGGAACAGGAAGUUUCAACAGGCUGGACCAGGACAUUCCCUUGCAUGUCCACUCUAGCAAAACAAGGAAUGAUGUACUUGACUGCUCUCAGGCUUUUGGGUGCCAAACUUGUCUUCCAAUAAGGUAAGAACACAAGCUGUGGUCUCCAGGGACGAGGGUUUCUUAAACCGCCAUGUCCAACAGGUAGAUCGUGAUCUACCAGUAGAUCACUGGACGUCUGUGGCAGAUCACUGGCUCCCCCCAAAGAAGCUCAAAAACUUUGGCUCCCCUAUAAAAAGCUCGACAUUUUUGCCCUGCACCCCUUAAAAAUGUGGCUUUCCUCCUCCCUAAAAGAAGCUCAACAACUGUGACCUGAACCCCUAAAAAGGGGGUAGAUCACCGCCAGGUUUUAACUCUGUGAGUAGAUCUCAGUCUCUUGGGAGUUUGCCCCCCCUGCAAUAGAACACACCCAAAGUGAAGAAAUAUUGGAGGAAAUAAAGAAGACAGACCGAGGGCUUUCUAAUAUUUGUAGUAAUGACAAAUUGCUAAACUAGAGAACUAUUGUAGAAUAUUAUAUUAUUUGGAGAAUCUUCCUUGCAUUGAAAAAUUAAUGAACUGGAGAUCGAAGACUGGGGAAAUCAGCUACCAUGUUUCUCCAAAAAUAAGACACCGUCUUAUAUUUAUUUUUCCUCAAAAAAAAAAAAAACCACACCACGGUGGCUUAUUUUCAGGGGAUGUCUUAUUUUCGGGGUAUGGCGUAUUUUCGGAGAAACACGGUAGCAGAGGCAGGAACACCUGAAGGCCCUCUGCCUGGUUCACUGCAACCUCACUUCUCGCAGGGAGGGAACCGCCAGAAGGGCCUCAGAGCUGGACCUUAGUGUCUGGGCUGAACGAUGAGGAUGGAGACGCUCCUUCAGGUAUACUGGGCCGAGGCCAUAUAGGACUUUCAAGGUCAGCACCAACACUUCGAAUUGUGCUCGGAAACGUACUGGGAGCCAAUGCAGGUCAUUCAGGACCGGUGUUACAUGGUCUCAGCAGCCACUCCCAGACACCAGUCUAGCUGCUGCAUUCUGGAUUACUUGUAGUUUCCGCGUCACCUCCAAAGGUAGCCCCACACAGAGAGCAUUGCAGUAGUCCAAAAGCAGGAGAUAACCAGAGCAUGCACCACUCUGGCGAGACAGUCUGCGGGCAGGGAGGGUCUCAGCCUGUAUAUCAACUGCUUCCGGAUGCAACUUUAGCAUGUAGAGGACCCCUAGCUCCUGUGGGAUGGGGGGAUGGGACAAAGAAAAAUAUACCCAAGGAAAUUCCUCCUGAUUCCUGCUUUUGGGGCAGAAGGCAUUGGGAGACCAGAUGCCCCAUGGGCUUUUGAACCACGGAAGCAGAGUUGAGUUCCUCUUUGUCUAACAUAACACACAUGUGGCUCAUUUGGGGGGCCUUUUUCUAAUCCAAAAUAUGUGGGGAUUUUGACACUUAAAUGUUCCCCACAAAAGCAAUUUGUGUAAGUACAGUGGUACCUCGCUAGACGAAUGCCUCACAAGACGAAAAACGCGCAAAACGAAAGCAUUUUGCGAUUCCAAUGGAGACUCGCAAGACGAAGUUUCCUAUGGCGCGCUUCGCAUGACGAAUUUUUUUCGUCCCAUAGGGUGCCUCACAAGACGAUUUUUUUUACCGUCUUGCGAGGCACCCUAUGGGAAACCGCACUUCAAUGCGUUCCUGUGGGAGCCGCUUCACAAAACGAAUUUUUCGCUAUACGAAGCGACUCGCGGAACGAAUUAAAUUCGUCUAGCGAGGCACCACUGUAGUUUCUUGCCCCCAGGGCAGUUUCAGUGUGGCCGAACGUCUGUGGCAGCUGAGGAAAGAGAGAUGCAGGCAAUAGAAGCCAGCAUUCUGCCUAGCGGCUCUUCGAAACGCUGAAUAAACAGGUGGCCCCAAGGCAGACUGGCGGCUGGUCUUCUGGACAUAGUGCCAUUCCAAGCCCCGCCGGUUACCUGCCUUUUUUUCCUCUCCGCUUUGCGGUUGUGACGGUUCCAAAGCGCCCCCUUGGAGGGAGAGCAGGGGUGGUCCAGCGCCUGAUCUGUGACGUCACACCUGUGACAUCACACCGCGUCACAAGGGGGAAUGUAUGGAAUGGUGGGGGAAGCUGAGCUGUGCCGCUCCUCAGCAGGGAGGCUCCAGGUCUCCUCUACCUGCAUGGGAAAUGAUGUUGCCCUGGUGAUGCCAUGAUUUGCACCCUGCCAGUUGGGCAGCGAUCAUGGCAGAUAGUGAGUAGGAAAGCAGGCUGGCAUCUCUCUCUCUCUUGCUCUCUGGAUUAUGGGAUGGUUGGUGAUGAUAGGCCUGGAACCAACUCUGGGUGUGGCCUUCUAUAUGCACCUACCUGUCGAACCUGCUAUUUACCUUCCAGAUUCGACAGGUAGGCUCGAACUCACCAGCUUCUGCCUCAUGGCGCAAACUGCAGCUCGCUCGGAAGUUUCCAGCGCGGGCUAAGAUUUAAACCCCACACAAAGGGGGCUUGUCUCUUUUACAGAGUAAAAGCAGUCUGGUGCUGGCCUCGAGGGAAGAGGUGGGAGUCAGGAUCCAAGCGAGGAGGAGCAAUGAGAAGUAUCCAUUCUAAGUCCAGCUUCAGAGUUAGGGAUAGAUAGGUUCGCCAUAUUUCAAAAAGUGAAAAUCUGGACACAAAAGUUGCUAUUUUUGGCCAAAGUUGAGCUUUUUUUGGGGGGGGGUGUUAUGUCCAGGAAAUUCCAGGCGUUUGGCAGGCCUAGAGAUAGACGUGCCAUUUUGGUUCUUUUCCUUUCUCAUUUCCCCAAACUUAAACCCAGUUCCACAUGUUAGCUUUUUUCAAGUGAUUCUUAUCAGGAGGCAAAAACUGGGUAGUUGAGCCCUUUAAUUUGUUCCGUGCUUUGGGUCUAGUUAGCUCAUCUGACGGACAUCAUGUGACCUCAACAUCAGAAGACCCUCCAGUCAACACACCUGGCAUGAGGUCGCAAGAGGAUGAGCUUUCAGAUACAAGCUUUCAGAUCUUGCACAACCCAAGCUGGCCUUCCGACGCGACAGACCCUCACAGCACAAGUAGCAUUCUGUGUGUCCCCGAUGAAGCCAUCAGGAGGAUUUCCACCAGGACCAAGAGCAAUAGCCUUGCACCCUCUAACACGAGGUAUUUAACCACAGAAGCUCAAGCGAGACUCGAGAGGCUGUCCUUCCAGGGCGAGGAGCUGCUGGGCACCAACGAGAACGAGCUUGUGAUGCAGACGAUGCUAUCAGAAUAUGAGCUGCUCCCGGGAGCGGAAAAUAGCUUUUCUCAAGAGGGACCAGGGAGUGGGCUGCAGCGUUCUUUCGAAGACCAACUUGCCGCUUCCAGGCCUCUCGAAAAUAAGAUAGCGUCCCACCAGGAAUUGCCAGAUGAGGAAGACGAGGACUGGAAGGAAGCGUCGGCAGAAAACCUCCCGGAAGAGAAGGGUUCACAAGAGUGGGUGCUGGCGUCUUCGCCUCCACCAGCACCCAUGCUACCACCGCCACCAGCAGAAGGGGAGUGGGUGACCCCUCUAACAGCCCCAGAGAGGGAAUGGGUGCCCCCUCUGACACCUCCGCAGAGGGGGCGAAUGAGCCCCCCAGUGCCAAGAGAUUCUCUGGAGAGCGAGUGGGUGACAUUCUCGAGGACACUUGUAGAGAGGGAGAGGGAGACCCCGCUGACUCCACCAAAAGAGAGGGGGUCGCAAGUUUCUCUGCCGCCACCCCCUCAAGUGUUGCCUAUCGUUCCACAGCCACGGAAGGAGGACCCUCCGCUAGCAGCGUUCAUGGAAAUAGCCGCCACGCACCAGCCGCUGCUGCCAAGCCCUGAGCCCCAACCAGAGAAAGUGAGGACCCCCCCUCGGCAGACGUCAGAGGAAGAGCCGCUUAUCCCCUGGGCAACAGCCUCAGAUAAUGAGUUUUCGGUUUUCCUGCCGGUGGAAAAGGAAAUAGCCGCCACGCAUCAGCCGCUGCUGCCAAGCCCUGAGCCCCAACCAGAGAAAGUGAGGACCCCCCCUCGGCAGACGUCGGAGCAAGAGCUGCUGAUCCCCUGGGCAACAGCCUCAAAUGAGUUUUCGGUUUUCCUGCCGGAGGAAAAGCCUGAAGCAGCCGCAGAGAAAGUCUCUAAGGAAAAAUUGCUAAGGAACUACGAACCUCCCAUGGCCUCCCGCUCGGGAAAGGAGAUUGUGACCCAAACGGAAACUAAGGCCUGGCCUGCGAGGGUGGACCCAGCCCCUUCAGACAUGACGCGCUUCAAGCCCAAAGCGGCCGUGUUCACCCAGAGGGGAAAGGACAAGACGUUUCACAACGCCAUGGAAGACAUUGCCUCCGAGAUUCAGGAUGCCAGCACUUCCUCCAUGGCAAAUAGCAUCAGCUCGUUUGUGGAGUCCCCGGUCGGGAAGGUCUUUGCAACAACCAUCGACCGAGCCCUGGAAAAGUCUGAGCAGUGGCUGAAUUAUUAUCUUCCUCCACCAGACACCAGCCCCGCUGACGCUAGCGUGAAGAAAGAAGAGCGUGACACGUCGAAAGACGACCUCUGCAAGGAGGGCUGUUUCAUGAGGAUCAGCCUCCUUUCCACCCAGCUGAGAAACCGGGCCUUCAGGUUUGUGCUGCACCGGCUGAAAUCGACCCGCAAGAACACCAACGAACAGCUCUCGCGGCUCGAUCAGGUGUUGGACAUGCUAGAUCAGUCCCUUAGCCCGGGCCCUUCCAGUUUCCAAAAGGUCUCCGAAAGCUUGUCAAACAUUUUGCCGCAGUGGACUACAAAGCUGGAGGCCGCCUCCCAGAAGCAGCCGCCCGGUGGCAUGCAGAGGUCGCUCUCAUUAUUGCCUGAGCAACUGGAGAUGAAAGCUUUGACCAUGACCCGGGUCCUGGCCGACGAGUUGUACACAACCUACCGCAAUCUCCUGCCGCAUGUCGCCGAGCUCCCUUCUCACCUCCAGGAAAAAGUGACUCGGGUCUACGAGAGCAUGGAAGAGCUCCACUCUCAUCUGUCCUCCGUCGCCUCCCUCAGGGAGCUCCCAACCUACCUGAUCCUACAGAGCCGAGAGAGAAUCAACACCGCCAGGGAGAACCUGGACGAGCUGCUAGAUUACAUGGCCCAAAGCCAGCCAGGUCAGUGGCUGUCCCAACCGAGCACUUCCAGGAUAGGGGUUGCCUUGCCGUCGGCUGGGGCCACGCCACCGACAACGGGGAACGUCGAAAGGAAAGGGGAAGAAGGAGGGUCCACGUCCCGGCAGCGUUCACCACCUCGCCCGUCGUCUUCGUAGUCAAAAGAUUUCCAGCUCUAGAACCAGAUGAAGAGUGUUCCUCCAUGGAACUGAAGCUUUUGGGUUACUACAGCUCCAGCUGCGGGCUACUACAGCUCCGGUUUCGUGCAACCCAGGAACCGUUAACCCCACGGAAGCCAACUUCGCCAGCACCAUCCUCCGCCUGUGAUGCAGGCAACUGAUCCCAUUGCAAUUAAAGGUCUCUCCGAAACAAGA